AUGUCAUCCAAAACAACCGGUGGAAAGGGUGGAAAGGCGAAGACUUCAUCCGAGACCAAGGUCUUGACGACUAGGUCAUCCAAGGCUGGUCUUCAAUUCCCUGUCGGUCGUAUUCACAGAUUCUUGAGGAGCAAGAAUGCCAACAAUGUCCGUGUCGGUGCAAAGGCGGCUGUCUACGUCGCUGCUAUCAUGGAGUACCUGACCGCAGAAGUUCUCGAACUGGCUGGUAACGCCGCCAAGGAUCUCCGCGUCAAGCGUAUCACCCCUCGUCAUCUUCAACUCGCUAUCCGAGGAGACGAAGAACUUGAUUUGCUGAUCCGAGCGACCAUUGCUGGUGGUGGUGUCUUGCCCCAUAUCCACAAGAACCUCAUCACCAAGGGAAGCGCUAUCGCUCCUAAGAAGGUCCCCACCAAGUAA
Messenger RNA from Kockovaella imperatae, 417 nucleotides. RefSeq names its product histone-fold-containing protein. The record is from RefSeq and is a predicted model, not a curated record. NCBI's taxonomy places the organism in Eukaryota, Fungi, Basidiomycota, Tremellomycetes, Tremellales, Cuniculitremaceae. Gene Ontology annotation, molecular function: structural constituent of chromatin; DNA binding; protein heterodimerization activity. Gene Ontology annotation, cellular component: nucleosome. Bases 1 to 417 code for a protein of 138 amino acids. The transcript has 5 exons.